AUGCAAGAUAAAAUUAACACUAAAGCUUUAGCAUAUGUCCAGAGACGUAAAGGAAGAUGCUUAGGCAAAAAUUAUAAAUGGUGUACCAUUUGUCCUAAUGUACUGGAAAAAUAUGCUGGUAUAUAUUUAAGGAUUUAUUACAUAAAAAAUUUUCAUUCUGAAAGCCUAAAUUCUUGGAGGGAUUAUAUCUAG
Funneliformis caledonium is the source of this 192-nucleotide messenger RNA. The record is from the annotation of a GenBank genome assembly. NCBI's taxonomy places the organism in Eukaryota, Fungi, Glomeromycota, Glomeromycetes, Glomerales, Glomeraceae.